AUGCCCCCUGACGUGCUUUACCGAUUUAAAAUCUUUUCCCGCCUAUCUAUCGCAAUCUGUCCCAUCUCUCUCUCUCUCUCUCCCCUCUCUCUCUCUCUUUCUAUCUAUCUAUGUAUCUAUCUAUCUAUCUAUCUAUCUACGUUAGCCGCUUUAUUUCUAUCUAGCAAUAUAUCUAUCUAUUUAUCUAUAACCAAAAGCAAUGUUUGUCCCUCCUCAGGGAAGUGGCAUAUCAGAUUUCGCCACGUGCCAACAACUUAUCCUUCCCGUCGCUCACCCGCCCCCAACCUAUGCUCGCUUUCCAUCCAAUCGACACAAAAACCCGCUCCGUUUCACCUUCUCUACCGCAACUCGUUUGUUCCUCCCUCUCAAAAUCUGCCUCACCUUCCAAUCCCUGUUCUCAUAUCCUUUCUCUAUAUUAAGCACCCAACAUUUAUAAUUCAUUUCUUUCUUUUUUCUUUCUUUCUUCCUUUCUUUCUUCCUUUCUUUCUUUCUUUCUUUCUUUUUUUCUUUUCCCGAUCUCUCUCUCUCUCUCUCUCUCUCUCUCUCUCUCUCUCUCAUCUCCAUUCCUUCUCUUUCCUUUUCUCUCUUUUACCAUUUCCAGCCUUCUCUCGCUUCCAUAUAUUGUCUUCCUUUCCUUCUAUUUAG
Messenger RNA from Acanthosepion pharaonis, 645 nucleotides. NCBI's taxonomy places the organism in Eukaryota, Metazoa, Mollusca, Cephalopoda, Sepiida, Sepiidae. The record is from the annotation of a GenBank genome assembly.